AUGUCUGAUAGUAGGCAGGAGUGGUGUGAAGACAUGGUGCAUCAGCGAAUGCCAUUCUUCCAUCUCUCCACAUCACAGCACGUCACCGCACAUCACUCCACAUCACCGCACAUCACUCCACAUCACCGCACAUCACUCCACAUCACCGCACAUCACUCCACAUCACCGCACAUCACUCCACAUCACCGCACAUCACUCCACAUCGCCGCACAUCACUCCACAUCGCCGCACAUCACUCCACAUCGCCGCACAUUACUCCACAUCACCGCACAUCACUCCACAUCGCCGCACAUCACUCCACAUCGCCGCACAUCACUCCAUAUCGCCGCACAUCACUCCACAUCGCCGCACAUCACUCCACAUGAGCUGCAGAUCACUUACCAUUAUUGCAUUCAGCCUGGGAGAGAGCAGAGCGGAGGGAGUGUGGUUGCCCCACUUCAGUCUCCUUCAUUCCACCCAUAUCACCGCUCACCAUCCCUCACCACCGCGCAUCACCGCAUCCAAGCAGCCCUGAAGUACGUGGAGGCGUUGGAGAGAGCAGAGCUGGCAUGCCGGGUUAUUGAUGCCUUCUCCCGCACGGGCCUCGAGCACUACCAGAAGAGAAGAGAGGUGGUGGCGGGGUGA
This is a messenger RNA of Closterium sp. Yama58-4, 624 nucleotides long. Lineage: Eukaryota; Viridiplantae; Streptophyta; Zygnematophyceae; Desmidiales; Closteriaceae. The record is from the annotation of a GenBank genome assembly.